Molecule: messenger RNA, 786 nt
Organism: Punctularia strigosozonata HHB-11173 SS5
Lineage: Eukaryota; Fungi; Basidiomycota; Agaricomycetes; Corticiales; Punctulariaceae
Exons: 7
Coding region: 1-786 (261 amino acids)
Source: RefSeq, a predicted model, not a curated record
AUGGACCUCCCCGCGGCACACUCUGAUCUGCGCACGGAGCUGCAAGAGAUCCAGUCCGCCGCUUUGGGUAGGAAAUUCGGCCUCAAGGAUAGGCGGACGAUCGAUCCCCCCCCCGUCGUGCAAGUCCGCGUGUUCAAGACGGUACGAGAUCAAGACGGACUACCGAGCGAAAUCGAGGUAGAAGACUACAGUCGGCUCGAGACGUCUGGCCUGAUCUGCCAUAUCGACGUAUUCCCUCUUUCUCCGCCGGCGCAGCCUUCUGGUGCUGUGCUGAAUCCCACCGAGACGCUGUCCUUGUCCUGCUCGAAAGAGAGCACACCGGUCACUCAAGAGGUUCCCGUACCGCUGACGAUUCUCACGCCGGACCCUCAACCCGGCUCAGACCCGGACCCGGUCAUCGCAUUCGUGAACGGCGCUCCCCUGCGCGAGUCCGAGGCCAUCACCUCGGAGGCGGUCGGCUCUCGGGCGGUGGAAGCAGUGAGCAUUCGAUACGAAGGCAGGGCCAUGAUGAUCUUCACGUUUCCCGACCUGGCCCUGCGUCGAACGGGGUCUUGCUUCUUCAGGUACAGGGCCUUCGACUUACGGUCGGUCGCGACGCGAUCCGUGGCGGGCGUCGGAAGCGGCCCGAUUCCUAUGCUAGCCGAGUGCUAUGCACUCCAGUCCACCGUCAUCUACGACAGCAAGUUCUUCCCCGGUUUACCUUAUUCGACGACGUUGAGCAAGGUGAUAUCCGAGCAGUCGCAAGGCCCGCGCCCAAACAUCCGGCUCCCCAAACACACACGAUGA